Messenger RNA from Halteromyces radiatus, 1643 nucleotides. RefSeq lists its product as uncharacterized. Gene Ontology annotation, molecular function: transcription coregulator activity. Bases 360 to 1604 code for a protein of 414 amino acids. The transcript is spliced from 5 exons. The record is from RefSeq and is a predicted model, not a curated record. Lineage: Eukaryota; Fungi; Mucoromycota; Mucoromycetes; Mucorales; Cunninghamellaceae. Gene Ontology annotation, cellular component: Z disc; nucleus.
CUUUUCUUUUAUUUUGUUUUCUUAAAAAAAAAAAAGAAGAAGAAAUGGAUACUAGGAUUUCACAUAUUAUACCUACUAUUACAUGUUCCAAUUGUCAAAUGAUUUUACCUAUUAGAGAUUUAACUAGUCAUCUAUGUGAAUCUUUACCUACCAAACCUAAAUUACCUCUUACAUUAGAUACAAAAAUCGUUUCAACCAUUCAAAAAAAGAGUCCUCCAUAUUCUCCUCCUUCUACAACACCUGGACUCAUUGAAUCAUCUCAUCCCUCUUGUCCUCAGUAAGAAAUACUUUUGUUUUUAUCUCAUCAUGUUAAUUAUCUCCUUUUUUUUUCUUUCUUUAGAUAUAGUAAAAGUUCACCAAUGGCACGCAAACCUACUAUUUUGACUACAUCAAAAGAAACAAAAUCUUUACAUAGAACAUUAUCAUCAGAAAGUAAACAUCAUCAGAAUGGAGAAACGUGGAAAAUCGCACGUCGACCUACAGGCUCAUCUACCACUUCUUCAUCACUUGCAUCUCCAUUAUCAGCAUUAUCAAGAUCAUUUUCCAUUGAAUCCACUUCUUCUCCCUUAACUCCUCAUAUAGAACAACGACCUUAUAUGUCAUUUCGUGUUCAAUCCAAUCAUCAAAAAUUAGAUCAAUCUGUUCAAGAAGAAACAACUAUUUCUUUUUUCAAAUUACCAACAAUGCCUUCAUCCUCCAAAUUAGCAUCUCAUUAUCAUCAUCUACAUCGACAAGGAAAUCCUACUUGUUUUCGAUGUAAAAGAAGUAUUCAAUCUAAUCUUAUCCGUAUAGGUUCCAAUUAUGCUUAUCAUUCUCAUUGCCUAACUUGUUUUCUGUGUCGAGACCCUUUAUCACCACAAAAGGAGAUCCAGGAGUACAAUGGGAUUGUAUAUUGUCCCAAGGAUUAUCAAUUGAUCCAAUCUCGACCCACUUGUGCUACAUGUCAUCAUACUAUAAAUCCACCUGUACGACCAACAAAAGCAUUUGGUGCUUAUUAUCACCCUGAACACCUUUUAUGUCAUCAUUGUCAUAAACCAGUGGAUGAACAUACUACAGGCAUGGUACGACACAAACGCAAGAUCUAUUGUCGUCCAGAUUUCAAUCACUUAUUCCUUCCAUCAUGUCGUGGUUGUGGUCGUGCUGUAGAACGUGAAUCAGUAUCAUCAUCAGAUGGAAAAAUGGGAGGUAAAUGGCAUAUACACUGUUUCCGAUGCCAAGCAUGCCAUCAACCAUUCAAGGAUAAUACAUUUUAUGUCUUCAAGGAUAAACCUUAUUGUCAACGUGACUAUCAUCGGCUAAAUCAGUCCUUAUGUGCUAAAUGUGAUACACCCAUCGAAGGACGCUGUGCUCAAACUUCUCUUCCUUCUACUCCUUCUUCUGAUGAUAAUGAUCAUACUAAUAGUAAGGACAUUAUCAAGAAGAAGGUGGGAGAUAGAUAUCAUCCUCAUUGCUUUACUUGUCAUACAUGUGGUGUUGGUAUCAAAGAUAUUUAUUAUAGUGAUCAUCAUCAUCGCAUUUAUUGUCCGAACCAUGGUAAACACAAUAGCUAUAAAAGAACAACUAUCUUUCAUGACCUUUCAUCAUCACUACCAAUAAAUAUAUAACAUUGCGGGUUCCCAUACCAUGUAAUUUGCACACUUACA